Aspergillus puulaauensis is the source of this 2316-nucleotide messenger RNA. RefSeq lists its product as uncharacterized. Lineage: Eukaryota; Fungi; Ascomycota; Eurotiomycetes; Eurotiales; Aspergillaceae. The record is from RefSeq and is a predicted model, not a curated record. The coding region runs from base 1 to 2316 and encodes 771 amino acids. The transcript is spliced from 2 exons.
AUGGCGGAGCAUUUAUUCUUUCCUGACGAGCCCCCAAAGCCCCUCUCGAUUUGCUACCACGGCCCACUCUACGAUGGAGGCGACUGGGACACAUACCCCACGCGGCAAGGUUGGGAGUCAGAACCAGGGACACAAAAGUUCCGUUCAGGCACCAUUCCGCAGGACUACCACGCCAUGAUCUCGUGCUGGCUCUACUUUGGCAUGCUUCAUUAUGUCUUCGGCGACGAACUAGAUCAGGCUGAUUUUCUCCUCACGGAGGGGGAAGGGGAAGGAAAGGACGGUCACCGGCAGUACCUUACAACAAAGCACCUGGAAAGAUAUAUUGGCAGAACCAAAGACUGGAAGAAGGAUUCGCGCGGCGUGCGAUCCGUCGAGAUCAUCAAGAAAGUCUGCGAGCAGCUUCCCAGAUAUUCGCCGUAUCUUAGCGCGCAAAUAUGCCUGGCUAUUCAAUUGGCAUGCCAUGCGCUUUGGCACGUCACGGUCAAGCGAGAUGGGCCCCAGAACCGACCAAGCUUUGUUCAGCAUUGGAUGUUUCUCAGAGCAGACCAUGUAGAGCAGAUGGUCAAGGAUGGAUGGUGCCCCCUUGAUGCCGAAAAGUGUCGCAAGGCUGGUGGUGAGGUGGACACGCCGGCGUACCUGCUUCAAUUGGUGCGUACCAAACCAGCGUGGAACAAGAGGAAUCACGAGCUCUGUAACAAGACAGAAUGCGUGGCGGAUAAUGUAGACGAGAGUCUCUAUGUUACUCGCCACGUGCAGGAGGAUUGCAGUUGCGAGCAUGUCCACGCCGAUAUCAAGGCAUUACAUGAGAUUCUCGAGGGCGGAGGGAUUCCUCUAGUUGAGAUCACGCCUCCGGAGGAGGACAGCAAGCACUACACGGUAAAGGUCGUGAAGAAACGGACUAGCAAGCCCUAUGUGGCCGUUUCCCAUGUAUGGGCAGAUGGACUAGGCAACCCGCAUAGCAAUUCGCUGCCGAAUUGUCAAUUAGGACUUCUCUACGAGCGCGCAAGGAUGCUCCUCACUGACAAGGAGUAUACCCCCCAAUAUCAAAGCGGACCGUUCGGGGCGAUGCAUACCAGUGCUGCGCGAUUCGCCCAUCGUGCGUUCAACUCAGCUAAGCGAGGGGACAACUCGGUCCUGGUAUGGAUUGAUACAUUCUGCAUACCGCAUGCACGUGAGGUGCGCAGUCUGGCGAUUCAACGAAUCCGCGAUGUUUAUGUCGGUGCGUAUCGGACUAUGCUUCUCGACUCGGAGAUUCGGCAGGUGGACUCGCGGUCUGCAAGCAAUCUAGAGCUCUGCCUUCGGGUCCUGUACUGCUCAGGCUGGAUCCGCCGACUAUGGACACUGCAAGAGGGCCUGGCCGCGAAAAGCAAGCUAUACGUCAUUCUCUCUGACAAGCCAGUCAACAUCUCUACAAUUGCCGACGAGCUUCUCACCAAGCUUGACCAGGGCAAGAUUCCCGUCUUCCAGGAGAGAAUUGCCCGGUUCGCCGCCGGCGUUUGGUACUCCUACUUCCAGCACACCAUCGACUAUGCGUCCAAGUUUGAGAAAUUCGUCGACGUCUUCACCAGCCCUUUUAUUGAUGCGAGCAUUUCGCAGGAUCAGUUGAUUGCUUGGAAUUGGUUCAAUGUUGCUACACGGGCUUCUAGUAGGGACGGCGAUCGUCCAAUCGUGCUAGCCGGUGUCCUCAACCUUGAUGUAGGGGAGAUCCUCAAGGUAAAAGAGUCUGACGAGCGCAUGCGGAAAUUGUACACUAUGCUAGACGAAUUUCCGAAGGACGUGCUGUUCCAGGAGGGGCCGCGGUUUGAAGAAGACGGCAUGCGUUGGGCCGUUAGGGUCUGUCGGUAUACAGAUGAGAUUCAGUACCUUGCUCACGGACCUGGGAAGAUCACGCCUCGAGGGCUCCAGAUUGCAGAAGUACCUUCGUGGACAUUCCCGUCCCCUAGGGCAUUUGACGUCCGUACCCUUGAUCACGACGAUGGGCAAUCAGCCUGGGAGGAGUGGCUUAAAGUGUCCCAGAUUGACCCAGACGUCCCAGCGACAGUGUUACUUUUAAAGACGAAGGAACCGGUCGACUUCCAUCUGCACGAUAUACAGGGGAUAAUUCUAGACGAAUCGAAAAAUUCUCGUCCUGGGCGACUACAUCAGUGUGCAUUAGUAUCAGUGCAGACAACAGAUGAUGGCCUCUAUUACGGGCGAUAUACCAGCGUGGGGACCAUCCAGUCCGUUAGCCUAGGCUUGGGCAACUUCCCGGAAGAGGGCUACUUUGUGGGCAGCACUUGGGAUGAUUUGCAGAAGCGCGACUGGGUUGUUGGUUAG